Molecule: messenger RNA, 3394 nt
Organism: Nycticebus coucang (slow loris)
Lineage: Eukaryota; Metazoa; Chordata; Mammalia; Primates; Lorisidae
Gene: UBQLN2
Product: ubiquilin 2
Exons: 1
Coding region: 314-2188 (624 amino acids)
Biological process (GO): regulation of macroautophagy; autophagosome assembly
Cellular component (GO): cytosol
Molecular function (GO): polyubiquitin modification-dependent protein binding
Source: RefSeq, a predicted model, not a curated record
GAAAGGGGCCGGGAGGAGCAGGCGGAGCUGUUGCGGGAGUUGCUGGGAGUGCGCGCGGUCUGAUCACACGCGGCGGCGGCGGCGGCGGCGGCGGCGGCCCUGAGACUUGAUCGCUGAGACCUCAGCCGGCGGCCUACGCCCAGCCCUUUCUCCACUGGAGGACUAGGAAACCGCAGUCUUCAUCACAGAGGUACGGUGCUCCGCGCUCCCCGCCAGGUCCAGCCCAGCCCUCUGCGGCGGCGCCUCCUUCCUCCUUCCUUCUCUUUCUCUGUCGCCCGCGCCUUCCCGGCCAGCCUGCGUCAUCGCGGCCGCCAUGGCUGAGAACGGAGAGAGCAGUGGCCCCCCGCGCCCCUCCCCCGGCCCUGCUGCGGCCCAAGGCUCAGCCGCCGCCGCAGCUGAGCCCAAAAUCAUCAAAGUCACUGUGAAGACCCCGAAAGAGAAAGAGGAAUUCGCAGUGCCCGAGAAUAGCUCGGUCCUGCAGUUUAAGGAAGCGAUUUCGAAACGCUUCAAAUCCCAAACCGAUCAGCUAGUGCUCAUUUUUGCCGGAAAAAUCUUAAAAGAUCAAGAUACUUUGAUCCAGCACGGCAUACAUGAUGGACUGACCGUUCACCUUGUUAUCAAAAGCCAGAACCGACCUCAGAGCCAGUCCACGCAGCCUAGCAAUGCCGCGGGAACUAACACUACCUCGGCGUCAACUCCCAGGAGUAACUCCACACCUAUUUCCACAAAUACCAACCCGUUUGGCUUGGGGAGCCUGGGAGGACUUGCAGGCCUUAGCAGCUUGGGCUUGAGCUCUACCAACUUCUCUGAGCUCCAGAGUCAGAUGCAGCAGCAGCUCAUGGCCAGCCCUGAGAUGAUGAUUCAAAUUAUGGAAAAUCCCUUUGUUCAGAGCAUGCUUUCGAAUCCCGAUCUGAUGAGGCAGCUCAUUAUGGCCAAUCCACAGAUGCAACAAUUGAUUCAGAGAAACCCAGAAAUCAGUCACCUGCUCAACAACCCAGAUAUAAUGAGACAGACCCUUGAAAUUGCCAGGAAUCCAGCCAUGAUGCAAGAGAUGAUGAGAAAUCAAGACCUGGCUCUUAGCAAUCUUGAAAGCAUCCCAGGGGGCUAUAAUGCUUUACGGCGCAUGUACACUGACAUUCAAGAACCGAUGCUGAAUGCCGCACAAGAGCAGUUUGGGGGUAAUCCAUUUGCCUCAGUGGGGAGCAGUUCCUCCUCCGGGGAAGGUACACAGCCUUCCCGUACAGAAAAUCGAGAUCCACUACCCAAUCCAUGGGCACCUCCACCAGCUACACAGAGUUCUACGACCACCAGCACGACCACAUGUAGUGGUGGAGGCUCUGGCACUAGCUCCAGCAAUACUACUGGGAACACUGUGGCUGCGGCUAAUUAUGUUGCCAGUAUCUUCAGUACCCCAGGAAUGCAGAGCCUGCUACAACAGAUAACUGAAAACCCCCAGCUGAUUCAGAAUAUGCUGUCUGCGCCCUACAUGAGAAGCAUGAUGCAGUCACUGAGCCAGAAUCCAGAUUUGGCUGCACAGAUGAUGCUGAAUAGCCCGCUGUUUACUGCAAAUCCUCAGCUGCAGGAGCAGAUGCGUCCACAGCUCCCGGCUUUCCUGCAGCAGAUGCAGAAUCCAGACACACUAUCAGCCAUGUCAAACCCAAGAGCAAUGCAAGCUUUAAUGCAGAUCCAGCAGGGGCUACAGACAUUAGCCACUGAGGCACCUGGCCUCAUUCCAAGUUUCACUCCAGGUGUGGGUGUGGGGGUGCUGGGAACCGCCAUAGGCCCUGUAGGCCCAGUUACUCCCAUAGGCCCAAUAGGCCCUAUAGUCCCUUUUACCCCCAUAGGCCCCAUUGGGCCCUUAGGACCUACUGGCCCAGCAGGUCCCCCUGGCUCCACCAGCUCUGGUGGGCCCACUGGGCCUACUGUGUCCAGCUCUGCACCCAGUGAAACCACGAGUCCAACAUCAGAAUCUGGACCCAACCAGCAGUUCAUUCAGCAGAUGGUGCAGGCUCUGGCUGGAGCAAAUCCUCCACAGCUGCCAAAUCCAGAAGUCCGGUUUCAGCAACAACUGGAACAACUCAACGCAAUGGGGUUCUUAAACCGUGAAGCAAACUUGCAGGCUCUAAUAGCAACAGGAGGUGACAUCAAUGCAGCCAUUGAGAGGCUGCUGGGCUCCCAGCCAUCGUAAUUACAUUUCUGUACCUUAAAAAAAUGUAUCUUAUUUUUGAUAAUGGCUCUUAAUCUUGAAACACAGAAAAUAGUGCUUUACUUUCAUUUUGAUUCUUUUAAAUCUGUCUAGUUAUAAAUCUAAUACGAUGCAUCGUAAGGUGGAGGCCUUCCUCCUGCCUUCCUUUCUCCCUCCUCCUUUUGCCCUUUUUGUCCCUCUCUCCAUACCUCCUGUCUCCUUUCCUUCCUCCCUCUUUGUUUCCUUCCUUACUUUCUUCUUUUCCUUUAGCUUUCUUCCUUCUCCGUUUUGAAUGAUGAAAAUUAAUUUUGUUUCACUUAAAGGUGUUGCAUGCAUACAUUUCUGUUUAUUCUGCUUUUAUUGUGAUUUUUGGAAACAGGUAUCAUCUUUCACAGUUGGGUGAACAAGUUUUGUCCUACAGAUGUCCAAUUUAUUUGCAUUUUAAACAUUAGCCUAUGAUAGUAAUUUAAUGUAGAAUGAAGAUAUUAAAAACAAACGAAUUAUUUGAAGCUCUCUAAUUUGUGGUACAAUAUUGCUUAUUGUGACUUUGGCAUGUAUUUUUGCUAGCAAAAUGCUGUAAGAUUUAUAAUAUUCAUUGAUCUUUUUUGCUAUAUUUAUACACAUUACAUACAGUAAGCACAAUCGGAACUAUACAUCCCCAAAAUACUAUAAUAGAAUCUCUGAGCAUAUUAUCUGUAAUCAAAAUGAGAACAAGUACAAGAAAUAUUUCUGCAGCUAGGUGUGUCUCAAAAUUUUGUAGAAUCUUACAGCAUCUUUGAUAAACUCAGUGAAAAUGUUGGCUAGGAAAGUUCAGUUAAAACAUAGUAGAAAUGUUUAUCCUGGUAUCUCUAAGUAUACAUUUAAUUGUACAGAAAAUUUACAGUGUAAUGUUGUGUCAACAUUUGCAGAUUGACUGUAUGUAUAUUACCUUAAUCUUUGUGCAGCCUGAAGGAUCAGUGUAGUAAUGCCAGGAAAGUGCUUUUUACCUAAGACUUCCUUUUCAACUUCUUCCAAAAAGAGACCCUAAUAUGCAUUUUGAUUUGAAAUUGGAAAUGUAACUUUCACUGAAAGUGUCAUGUGAUGUUUGCAUUACUUUUAACUGCUAUGUAUAAAGAAAAAUGUAUCUUUUGACUUCAUCAGUUACUUCUCUUGUGCACAGGGAAAAAUACAUUAAAAAUGGCUAAAAAAAAUAAAAAAUUUAAAAAUGGA